AUGCCUCUACAGCGCUCUUCCUUCAACGUCCCUUCCUUCUUGGCCGGCCUGGGUCUGGCCACUGGAGCUGCUGUGGCUUUGACUUUGGGGAUAUCUCGAUACUCCCGCUCAUCUCGAGAAAUACGUCUGCUGGAAAACGCUCUGGAGAAGGGGAAAGCAGCCACUAAAAUUAAGGAUGAAGUUGAGAAGGACGAUGUUGUGAUGGGCGAGCAAUUCGUUCGCAACUUCCAGUUCUUCGGUGAGGAAGGGCAAGCAGCCAUUAUGAACGCCCGAGUUGCGGUAGUGGGCCUGGGUGGAGUCGGCAGCCAUACUGCUGUUACUCUAGCAAGGAGUGGCGUUGGUAGUAAUGGGGANNNNCAGGCUGUAAAGCAAAGGGUGAAGGCUUUGGAGGGAGGCGGCCAGGACUUGAAGAAAAUCCAUGCAGUUUACUCAACAGAAAAGCCCACUCGAGGGUUGUUGCCAUUGAAGGAAUUUCAGGAGGAGAAUCCUGAGGACUUCCAAACCUUGGAGAAAUUCAGAGUUCGAAUCCUGCCCGUGAUAGCUCCUUUACCCGCCAUCUACGGCAACGCUAUAGCGGCUCAUGUACUCACCGAACUGGCCGGCCAACCCAUGUCCCCUGCAGCGAUGGAGGCAGUCGGGCCCAAACAAUACCGUAAAAUGCAGGAGAAAAUCCGGAAAUCGAUCGGCCCGGAGUGUCCCCAUAGACUUCUGGACGAUUACGUAACCAUCAAGGAAGCCAAUCGAAUCUACGCCGACGUAUGUGGUGGCAAGAGUGUUGUUUCUGGGCAAGUGGGUGGUAUGGUCCUUGUGUGGUGGAAGUGGGACGAGGCCGUCGCGCCGCUGGACAGGCCCACUAGUGGCAACAUACUUGUGAUGACUGCAGCGAAGGAAAAAAGUCGAGCGCCGGGAUCGAACCCGGGUGCGAAGAAAGCGAACACCAAACUUGUUCAUCGGGGGGAAAUUGCUAAGGGGAAGAAGACUAAGGCGACGAAACAUCCAUCGAAAACGUCAAAUAAACGGGCUACGAAAUUAGAAGGAGCCAAAUUCCGAAUGCUCAACGAGACUCUGUAUACGUGUAGUGGCGAUGAUGCGUUCAAGAUGUUCCAGGAGGAUCCGAAGCUCUUCGAUGCCUAUCAUAAGGGGUUUGCCUCACAAGCUGUGGAUUGGCCUCGGAACCCUCUGGACGUGUGCAUAUCCUAUCUAAGGAAGCAUCCGAAGUUACUUGAAAUUGGCGACUUUGGCUGUGGCGAGGCGAGACUGAGUGCCACCUUGAAUGGGGUCGCGGGAAGGAUUGUCCAUUCCUUCGAUUUGGUCGCCAGAAACGACUCGGUCACAGCUUGCAAUAUGGCAGAUGUUCCUCUCGAAGAUGGGAAACUCGAUGUUGCCGUAUUCUGUCUGGCGCUUAUGGGUGUUGAUUGGCCAUGCUUUGUGAAGGAGGCGUGGAGGUGUUUGAAACCCGGAGGGGUUCUUUGGAUUGCCGAGGUGCAGAGUCGAAUAUCCGACUCGGACGCCUUCGUCGCGGCGGUUGAGAAAUGCGGCUUCAAAAUUAGCAGCAAGGAGGUUCAGCCGAGAGCCUAUUUCAACAUUUACCGAUUCAACCGAUUGAGAAAGCGCGCGCCCGAGGGUGAGCAGGAGGUCGAUCCGUCCAUCCUGGCUGAGUGCGUUUACAAGAAACGAUAG
Perkinsus marinus ATCC 50983 is the source of this 1680-nucleotide messenger RNA. RefSeq lists its product as hypothetical. The record is from RefSeq and is a predicted model, not a curated record. The coding region runs from base 1 to 1680 and encodes 559 amino acids. Lineage: Eukaryota; Perkinsozoa; Perkinsida; Perkinsidae. The transcript is spliced from 14 exons. Gene Ontology annotation, molecular function: ubiquitin-like modifier activating enzyme activity; methyltransferase activity. Gene Ontology annotation, cellular component: nucleolus.